Erinaceus europaeus (western European hedgehog) is the source of this 1301-nucleotide messenger RNA. RefSeq names its product candoxin-like. Gene Ontology annotation, molecular function: acetylcholine receptor inhibitor activity. NCBI's taxonomy places the organism in Eukaryota, Metazoa, Chordata, Mammalia, Eulipotyphla, Erinaceidae. The coding region runs from base 68 to 433 and encodes 121 amino acids. The record is from RefSeq and is a predicted model, not a curated record. The transcript is spliced from 3 exons.
AGUUAGGGAGCCACCAUAUAAAGGCUCCUGACACCGGUGACCUCACAGUGCUGGCCAGCGACGAUCUAUGAUGAGGCUGCUCCUUGUGCUCCUGUUUUUCACUGCUCUGUUCACUGACUUGGCCUGGGCCCUGCAUUGCCACGUGUGCUGUGGCCACGAGAACUGCGAGUCUCUGGUGGAAUGCUCCACGACUGACAAGUACUGUGUGAUUACCAGGGCGACCAACCCCUCGGGCAUCCUGGUCAUGAAGUCCUGUGCCCCGACAUGCCCCAACAGCACCCUGUCAUCUGAUGGUCGCACCCUCUCCGUCUCCUGUUGCCAAGGCAGCGAGUGUAACCGCAGCUCAGCUGUGGGCCUGGCCGGUGGUCACAACACCCUGUGGGCCAGCGCCUCGGUUAGCCUGCUGUGGGUGUUGCUUCGGGCAGCCUGGUGAGCCACCCUCCACGGCUGAACCUUCUCACCAGUCCUCUCCCAGCCUGGACUCAACCUGCCUGCACCGUUCCCGUUCCCUGCACCCCUACCCUGGCAGGAAAGGGACCCCAGACUACCUGCUCCUCUUCCUGCUCCCUCCCAGACUAUACCCAGUUCCCCCCCCCCCAGAUUCCUGCCCCAUUUCUCCCCCUGCUAGAGGGACAUCUCCAGCUGGGAAGCCCGGAGGGGACGCACCUUCCAAAGGACCACAGCUCCAGGAGGCUCUCAGCAAUCCCAUGAUGGGCCCUAGGGCCCGCUGGCCAUUUGGGGAUAGGAUAAGUACCCUGAUUCUCCCCUGCACCCUCCUCCCCAUCUCAGGGGGAAAACCCUCCCAGGAAGAACCCUCUGUUCCAUGACACCUAUCCUGUUGGCCUCCUCUUAUGCUCCUUCAUGUGUUCAGUCAUCCAUUUACUCAUUUAUUUAUUCAUUCAUCCAUUUACCUCCACUCUCCCAUCCACUCUUCCCAUCACAAACUCACUGGGGUUGUCUUGUGGCCAGGCAUUCAGAGGGUAUUUAACUGGGACCUGCCACCCAGAACUGCCACUCAGGAACCCAGCAUGCUGUCUCCAUCCAGACCAGGAAAGAGGCAAAGGCUUUCAGAAAGCCCCCAGGGUCCCCUGAAAACCCCUGCAUGUGAAUUCAAGUUUUUGAAAUGGUGUCCUGGCUGCAAGAGAAGAGUGGGCAGGGUCGCCGGGGGUUGGUGUGGGACUGGGGUUGGGGUUCAUUUACACUGGAUAUAGAAGGGCCCCUACCUCCUCAUCCCAAUCACCCUCUGCCAGCUACCUCUGGGGCCACAAAGGAAGAAUAAAGUGGCACAUCCUGUAUAGUCA